Messenger RNA from Epinephelus fuscoguttatus (brown-marbled grouper), 3125 nucleotides. RefSeq lists its product as uncharacterized. The coding region runs from base 44 to 1036 and encodes 330 amino acids. The transcript is spliced from 9 exons. NCBI's taxonomy places the organism in Eukaryota, Metazoa, Chordata, Actinopteri, Perciformes, Serranidae. The record is from RefSeq and is a predicted model, not a curated record.
AAGCUUUGGUGCAGAUCUCACAGGCGAACGGGCGCUCUGCUGAAUGAAGCUUCUCGUGUUUCCUGAAGACAGAACGAUCAGGUGUGUUGGUGUGUUAGUCAGGUGUGUUAGUGUGUUGGUCAGGUGUGUUAGUGUGUUGGUCAGGUGUGUUAAUGUGUUGGUCAGGUGUGUUAGUGUGUUGGUCAGGUGUGUUGGUGUGUUAGUCAGGUGUGUUAAUGUGUUGGUCAGGUGUGUUAGUGUGUUGGUCAGGUGUGUUGGUGUGUUAGUCAGGUGUGUUAAUGUGUUAGUCAGGUGUGUUAAUGUGUUGGUCAGGUGUGUUAAUGUGUUAGUCAGGUAUGUUAAUGUGUUGGUCAGGUGUGUUGGUGUGUUAGUCAGGUGUGUUAAUGUGUUGGUCAGGUGUGUUAGUGUGUUGGUCAGGUGUGUUGGUGUGUUAGUCAGGUGUGUUAAUGUGUUGGUCAGGUGUGUUAGUGUGUUGGUCAGGUGUGUUGGUGUGUUGGUCAGGUGUGUUGGUGUGUUAGUCAGGUGUGUUAAUGUGUUGGUCAGGUGUGUUAGUGUGUUGGUCAGGUGUGUUGGAGUGUUAAUCAGGUGUGUUGGAGUGUUGGUCAGGUGUGUUGGUGUGUUAGUCAGGUGUGUUAAUGUGUUGGUCAGGUGUGUUGGUGUGUUAGUCAGGUGUGUUGGAGUGUUAGUCAGGUGUGUUGGUGUGUUAGUCAGGUGUGUUGGUGUGUUAGUCAGGUGCGUUGGUGUGUUGGUCAGGUGUGUUAGUGUGUUAGUCAGGUGUGUUGGUGUGUUAGUCAGGUGUGUUAAUGUGUUGGUCAGGUGCGUUAGUGUGUUAGGUGUGUUGGUCAGGUGUGUUGGAGUGUUAGUCAGGUGUGUUGGUGUGUUAGUCAGGUGCGUUAAUGUGUUGGUCAGGUGCGUUAAUGUGUUAGUCAGGUGCUUUAAUGUGUUGGUCAGGUGUGUUAGUGUGUUGGUCAGGUGUGUUAAUGUGUUGGUCAGGUGUGUUGGUGUGUUGGUCAGGUGUGUUGGUCAGGUGUGUUAGUGUGUUGGUCAGGUGUGUUGGUGUGUUAGUCAGGUGUGUUAGUGUGUUGGUCAGGUGUGUUAGUGUGUUGGUCAGGUGUGUUGGUGUGUUAGUCAGGUGUGUUAAUGUGUUAGUCAGGUGUGUUAAUGUGUUGGUCAGGUGUGUUGGUGUGUUGGUCAGGUGUGUUAGUCAGUUAUGUUAAUGUGUUAGUCAGGUGUGUUAAUGUGUUAGUCAGGUAUGUUAAUGUGUUGGUCAGGUGUGUUAGUGUGUUGGUCAGGUGUGUUAGUCAGGUGUGUUAAUGUGUUAGUCAGUUAUGUUAAUGUGUUAGUCAGGUGUGUUAGUGUGUUGGUCAGGUGUGUUAGUCAGGUGUGUUAAUGUGUUGGUCAGGUGUGUUAGUCAGGUGUGUUGGUCAGGUGUGUUGGAGUGUUGGUCAGGUGUGUUGGUCAGGUGUGUUGGUGUGUUAGUCAGGUGUGUUAGUGUGUUGGUCAGGUGUGUUAGUGUGUUGGUCAGGUGUGUUGGUGUGUUAGUCAGGUGUGUUGGUGUGUUAGUCAGGUGUGUUAAUGUGUUAGUCAGGUGUGUUGGUCAGGUGUGUUAGUCAGGUGUGUUAAUGUGUUGGUCAGGUGUGUUAGUGUGUUGGUCAGGUGUGUUGGAGUGUUAAUCAGGUGUGUUGGAGUGUUGGUCAGGUGUGUUGGUGUGUUAGUCAGGUGUGUUAAUGUGUUGGUCAGGUGUGUUAGUGUGUUAGUCAGGUGUGUUGGAGUGUUAGUCAGGUGUGUUGGUGUGUUAGUCAGGUGCGUUAGUGUGUUAGUCAGGUGUGUUGGUGUGUUAGUCAGGUGUGUUAAUGUGUUGGUCAGGUGCGUUAAUGUGUUGGUCAGGUGUGUUAGUGUGUUAGUCAGGUGUGUUGGUGUGUUAGUCAGGUGUGUUAAUGUGUUGGUCAGGUGUGUUGGUGUGUUAGUCAGGUGCGUUAGUGUGUUAGUCAGGUGUGUUAGUGUGUUAGUCAGGUGUGUUAGUGUGUUCGUCAGGUGUGUUAAUGUGUUGGUCAGGUGUGUUGGUGUGUUAGUCAGGUGUGUUGGUGUGUUAGUCAGGUGUGUUAAUGUGUUGGUCAGGUGCGUUAAUGUGUUGGUCAGGUGUGUUAGUGUGUUAGUCAGGUGUGUUAGUGUGUUAGUCAGGUGUGUUAAUGUGUUGGUCAGGUGUGUUAGUGUGUUAGUCAGGUGUGUUGGUGUGUUAGUCAGGUGUGUUAAUGUGUUGGUCAGGUGCGUUAGUGUGUUAGGUGUGUUGGUGUGUUGGUCAGGUGUGUUGGAGUGUUAGUCAGGUGUGUUGGUGUGUUGGUCAGGUGCGUUAGUGUGUUGGUCAGGUGCGUUAGUGUGUUAGUCAGGUGUGUUAGUGUGUUAGUCAGGUGUGUUAGUGUGUUAGUCAGGUGUGUUAAUGUGUUGGUCAGGUGCGUUAGUGUGUUAGGUGUGUUGGUGUGUUGGUCAGGUGUGUUGGAGUGUUAGUCAGGUGUGUUGGUCAGGUGCGUUAAUGUGUUAGUCAGGUGCUUUAAUGUGUUGGUCAGGUGUGUUAGUGUGUUGGUCAGGUGCGUUAAUGUGUUGGUCAGGUGCGUUAGUGUGUUAGGUGUGUUGGUGUGUUGGUCAGGUGUGUUGGAGUGUUAGUCAGGUGCUUUAAUGUGUUGGUCAGGUGUGUUAAUGUGUUGGUCAGGUGCGUUAGUGUGUUAGGUGUGUUGGUGUGUUGGUCAGGUGUGUUGGAGUGUUAGUCAGGUGUGUUGGUGUGUUGGUCAGGUGCGUUAAUGUGUUGGUCAGGUGCGUUAGUGUGUUAGUCAGGUGCGUUAAUGUGUUGGUCAGGUGUGUUAGUGUGUUAGUCAGGUGCGUUUGUGUGUUGGUCAGGUGUGUUCGUAUGUUAGUCAGGUGUGUUAAUGUUUUGGUCAGGUGUGUUCGUAUGUUAGUCAGGUGUGUUAAUGUGUUGGUCAGGUGCGUUAGUGUGUUAGUCAGGUGCUUUAAUGUGUUGGUCAGGUGUGUUAGUGUGUUAGUCAGGUGCGUUUGUGUGUUGGUCAGGUGUGUUCGUAUGUUAGUCAGGUGUGUUAAUGUGUUGGUCAGGUGUGUUGACCAUGUUGACCAGA